AUGAAGAAACAGAAGAGUUUUAUCCAGGAUUCUUUGGUGAAUUUAGCGAAAGAACGCGGUAUCGAUCUUAUCAAGAUCGACACCGACAAGCCGUUGGUGGAUCAAGGUCCUUUUGAUUGUGUGCUUCAUAAGUUGUACGGGGAAGAAUGGAGGAAACAACUCCGGGAAUACUUGGUUUAUAACCCUAACGCUAUUGUAGUCGACUUUCCGGAUGCAAUCGAGCGGCUACACAACCGGAUUUCGAUGCUCGACGUUGUGUCGGAGAUUGAAGAGGUGAAAAGCGAUGAGAUGGCGUCGUUUGGGAUACCGAAACAGAUUGUGAUAUACGAGCCGGAGAAGUUGAAAGAGGCGAAGACGUGGGGCGAGGGUUUGAAGUUUCCGGUGAUUGCAAAACCCUUGGUGGCGGACGGGAGCGCAAAAUCGCAUAAGAUGUUGUUGAUUUUCAGUAGCGAGGGUUUUGAUAAACUGAAACCCCCUACUGUUCUGCAGGAGUUUGUGAACCACGGCGGGGUUAUCUUCAAAGUGUAUGUCGUCGGGAAGUAUGUGAAAUGCGUGAAACGGAAAUCGUUGCCGGACAUUGCAGAAGAGAAAUUGGAGAGUUUGCAUGGUUCUUUAUCAUUCUCUCAGGUUUCUAACCUGACUUCACAUGACAGAAACGAUGAUAAGUACUAUAAGAGGAUGGAUUUGGAAGAUGCAGAGAUGCCACCUAUGAGUCUGAUAACCAACAUUGCUCGUGGAUUGCGUAAGGCAAUGAAACUGCACCUCUUCAAUUUCGAUGUCAUCAGGGAUACCAAAGUUGGGAACAGAUACCUUGUGAUUGACAUCAACUACUUCCCAGGAUACGCUAAGAUGCCUGGUUAUGAAUCUGUUCUUACUGAUUUCUUCUGGGAUGUGUUGAACAAGAAAGAAGCUAGGUCUUUCAACAGCGACAAAGAGUUAAUGAAGUUGGUGGACAACAAUGGUGCAGGGUCUGAUAAUGAAUCUUCUGCAUAA
This is a messenger RNA of Lactuca virosa, 993 nucleotides long. Lineage: Eukaryota; Viridiplantae; Streptophyta; Magnoliopsida; Asterales; Asteraceae. The record is from the annotation of a GenBank genome assembly.